Artibeus jamaicensis (Jamaican fruit-eating bat) is the source of this 2140-nucleotide messenger RNA. It is a transcript of the gene POMGNT2, whose product is annotated as protein O-linked mannose N-acetylglucosaminyltransferase 2 (beta 1,4-). Gene Ontology annotation, molecular function: protein O-acetylglucosaminyltransferase activity; protein binding. Lineage: Eukaryota; Metazoa; Chordata; Mammalia; Chiroptera; Phyllostomidae. The record is from RefSeq and is a predicted model, not a curated record. Gene Ontology annotation, biological process: protein O-linked glycosylation via mannose. Gene Ontology annotation, cellular component: endoplasmic reticulum.
CGCCCGGCUCCCACGACUGGCCGGCGCGCAGCGGGCACGCGAGCCCUGUGGUGGCAGACGGGACGGCGCGGAGCUGCCUGUGCUCCCCGCCUGGGCCUCCCCGUGCCGGGGUGGCGUUGCAGCGGCGGAUUUGGACAAAGCAGAAAGCACUUCUGCACGAGUGGGCAGAGGUGGCUUCAACCCCGUGGAGCCCCGGCUGCGGGCUUUUGCCCGUCUGGUGCUCAGGGAGCCCACCAGCAUGGCCUGUGGCACUUGGCAGCCACCAUCAUCUCACUAGCGCCCCCACACUGGCGGCAGCGGUAGGAUGCAGCUCUCGGCCGUGUUCAACGCCCUGCUGGUGUCGGUGCUGGCGGCCGUGCUGUGGAAGCACGUGCGCCUGCGCGAGCAUGCGGCCAGUCUGGAGGAGGAGCUGGCCGUCGGCCGACAGGCGCCCGAGGCGGCCCCAACGCUGAGAAUCGACUACCCGAAGGCGCUGCAGAGCCUGAUGGAGGGCGGCACGCACAUGGUGUGCACGGGGCGCACGCACACCGACCGCAUCUGCCGCUUCAAGUGGCUCUGCUACUCCAACGAGGCGGAGGAGUUCAUCUUCUUCCACGGCAACGCAUCUGUCAUGCUGCCCAACCUGGGCUCCCGGCGCUUCCAGCCGGCCCUGCUCGACCUGUCCACCGUGGACGACCACAACACCCAGUACUUCAACUUCGCAGAGCUGCCGGCCGCCGCCCUGCGCUUCCUGCCCAAGCCGGUGUUCGUGCCCGACGCGGCGCUCAUCGCCAACCGCUUCAACCCCGACAACCUCAUGCACGUCUUCCAUGAUGACCUGCUGCCCCUCUUCUACACCCUGCGCCAGUUCCCCGGCCUGGCCCGAGAGGCCCGGCUCUUCUUCAUGGAGGGCUGGGGCGAGGGCGCGCACUUCGACCUCUACAAGCUUCUCAGUCCCAAGCAGCCUCUCCUGCGGGCUCAGCUGAAGACCCUGGGCCGGCUGCUGUGCUUCUCCGAUGCCUUCGUGGGCUUGUCCAAGAUCACCACCUGGUACCAGUACGGCUUCGUCCAGCCCCAGGGCCCAAAGGCCAACAUCCUCGUCUCUGGCAAUGAGAUCCGGCAGUUCGCGGGGUUCAUGAUGGAAAAGCUGAAUGUGAGCCUGGCGGGGGGCCCACUAGGUGAGGAGUACAUUCUGGUGUUCAGCCGCACGGAGAACAGACUCAUCCUGAAUGAGGCGGAGCUGCUGCUGGCGCUGGCCCAGGAGUUCCAGAUGAAGACAGUGACGGUGUCCCUAGAAGACCACAUGUUUGCUGAUGUCGUGGGGCUGGUCAGCAACGCCUCCAUGCUGGUCAGCAUGCACGGGGCCCAGCUGGUCACCGCCCUUUUCCUGCCGCGUGGGGCCACCGUGGUGGAGCUCUUCCCGUAUGCCGUCAAUCCUGACCACUACACCCCUUAUAAGACACUGGCCACGCUGCCCGGCAUGGACCUGCACUAUGUCGCCUGGCGGAACAUGGUGCCAGAGAACACAGUCACGCACCCUGAGCGGCCCUGGGAUGAGGGGGGCAUCGCCCACCUAGACCAGGCGGAGCAGGCCCGAAUCCUGCAGAGCCAGGAGGUCCCGCGACAUCUCUGCUGCCGCAACCCCGAGUGGCUGUUCCGGAUCUACCAGGACACCAAGGUGGACAUCCCAUCCCUCAUCCAGACCAUACGGCGGGUGGUGAAGGGCCGCCCAGGGCCGCGAAAGCAGAAGCGGACCGUCGGCCUGUACCCGGGCAAGGUGCGGGAGGCGCGGUGCCAGGCGUCGGUGCAGGGCGCCUCCGAGGCCCGCCUCACCGUCUCCUGGCAGAUCCCCUGGAACCUCAAGUACCUGAAGGUGCGGGAGGUGAAGUACGAGGUGUGGCUGCAGGAGCAGGGGGAGAACACCUACGUGCCUUACAUCCUGGCCCUGCAGAACCACACCUUCACCGAGAACAUCAAGCCCUUCACCACCUACCUGGUGUGGGUCCGAUGCAUCUUCAACAAGCUCCUCCUGGGACCCUUUGCAGAUGUGCUGGUGUGCAACACGUAGCGAGCGUGCAAGGCCAGGCCUCGGGAGGGCGGCUCCCCCGACCCAGGGUCCCUGGGCCCACUGCCUGCCCCCUGCCGGGUGGCUUCUGGGAGA